UGAAUGGUCAUUCCUCAAAUGAUGGAAUUCUAAGAGACUAUUGUGAUAGUGAACAGUACAAAAUGCAUGCUCUUUUUGGACAACCUGGUAAUGCACUACUUCUUCAUUGUUACUAUGAUGAUUUUCAAGUAACAAACCCGCUUGGAUCAAAGACAAAAAAACAUAAAAUAGGAGCCUUUUACUUCAAUCUGGGAAAUCUUAGUCCAGAAUACCGUUCUGUUAUCAACUCAAUUCAGCUAAUUGCUUUGUGCCGAGUACCGCUCAUAAAAAAGUAUGGAAUGAAUAGGAUACUGCAGCCAUUCAUGCAAGACCUGCAUCAACUAGAGGCAGAUAGAGGUGUAACAUUUUGGAUAGAUGAACAAGAAAGAACAUUCAGUGGUUCCAUUGGACCUUAUUCAAGUGACAAUCUUGGGGCACAUUCUCUUGGUGGUUUUCAGGAGAGCUUUUCUGGUCUAAGGAUUUGUAGAAUUUGUAUGGCAACUAGAGAAGACACUAACACAAAGUUUACAGAAGCAGAUUUUCAAAUUAGAACAAGAGCAAUCCAUGACAGACAUUGCCGGCUUGUAGAAAAUGAUGCAAAUCUAGAAGCAACUUAUGGGGUAAAAACAAGAAGUGUUCUCAACCAGUCCCGUUACUUCCACAUUACUGAUGGACUUGUUCUUGAUGUCAUGCAUGACCAACUUGAGGGAGUGCUGCCCCUAGAAGUCAAGAUUCUGUUACAGAAGUACAUUCAAGAGGAAAAUUAUUUCACACUUGAAAUUGUGAAUGACAGAUUAGAAAGAUUGUGGUAUCCUCAAUCUGAUGCUAGCAAUAAACCAAGUCCUAUAAAGCCGCAGUCAUUGGCAAACAAUUCAAUGAGGAUUUCACAGUCAGCAGCUCGGAUGUGGUGCCUGGCAAGAAUGUUUCCUAUACUUAUAGGAGACUUGAUUCCACAAAAUGAUGAGCACUGGGAAAACUUUUUGCGACUACUGAAAAUUGAAGAAAUUGUUUUUGCUCCUAAAGCAACACCACAGCUGGCUGCAUAUCUUGGAGUUCUCAUAGAGGAGUACCUAGAGGACUAUGUCAACCUCAAUGACCGGCUUCCAAUCCCAAAACAGCAUUACAUGGUGCAUUACCCAAAUCAAAUUAUCAAAAAUGGUCCCCUAGUAAGAAACUGGGCCAUGAGGUUCGAGGCCAAACAUAACUACUUUAAAAAGCUGGUAGACAACAUCAACAAUUUCAAAAAUAUCACCUAUUCCUUGGCUAUGAGGCAUCAAGCCCUUCAGACUUAUCGAAUGCAAAGUUCACAAGGCAACUAUUUGAGAGUGUCUUUGGAAAUUGGACCUGCUGUUGGAAGGGUAACAACUGUUCAAGAAGCAGGAGUAGAAGAUGAGCUGCAAGAGGCAGACCCCCAAACUAAAGGCGACAGUUCACUGACACGCACAUCCUGGGUUAAAGUUUAUGGAACCAAAUACGUAAAGGGCGAUGUUAUUGUAAUUGACUACCACCAUGGCUUUCCAAUUUUGGGAAAGAUCCAAAAGGUUUUGGUUGUUGAGAGACACAUAGUUUGGUUUCAGUACCUUAAAAUAAAUGUUACUGAAUUUGUCUGUCAUUUAAAUGCUUUUAAAGUUCAGCAACUGAACGAAAUAAGAUAUAUUAAGCAAUCUGAGCUUCUAGAUUAUUACCCCCUUGGUCUCGUUAAGGGAUUUGGUUGCUAUGCCAACCAAGUCUUCGUGACAUUGAAAUACAGAUUGGAUCUUAUGCAGUAAUGAUAUUUUUGGUUACAUUUUGCUAUAUUGAUGCAUGUAAAUAAUACAGAAAAAAUCAUGAUAAAUAGUAUAUUGCAGAAUAGAAAGUAAAGUUUCUUAAAAUGGCUGCAAAAAUAUAAAGAAAAAUUAUUAAAAAAAAUAAUUACUUUUGUUUCAACUAUGUUGUGGUGCUAUUCAUGCUCCAUUUUUUCUGAGUAGAAUUACUCAGAAACCAACUUGGAUAUCAUAAUGCGAUUGAGUAAUUUAACUCAACAUUUGAGUUAGAUUCUCUGAAUUAUCAAAGAGUUAUUGGGUAUUUCAAUGAUUUAUGGGUGUUUUAUUCAUGUACUUUGGCCAUUUUAGGGAUGGAUCGAUUUGUAAAGGUUGUUUAAUAUUGUUCGAAUUUGUGUCAAUUGCUUGUGUACUAUGUCUUGUCAUAGUGCACGUGUUACUUUAUACUGUUACAUAAUGUGUAGCAAAUAUAGCAAAAAUAUCCCAGCAGAAAGCAUCCUUUGCUGGUAAAGCCCAUCUCAAAAUCAUCCCUCAUCCCUGUAUUCCUUAUGACAGACUCAACUUUUAGUUAAUUUACUCAAUACCUAGUAAAUAAACUCACAUAUUGUGAGUUAUAUUACUUGACAA
Messenger RNA from Pocillopora verrucosa, 2366 nucleotides. The record is from RefSeq and is a predicted model, not a curated record. NCBI's taxonomy places the organism in Eukaryota, Metazoa, Cnidaria, Anthozoa, Scleractinia, Pocilloporidae.